UAUCUGUGACAACACGAUUCCAAUGUUUUGAUAGUUUGUCCGUCGCAGUGAACCUUCAGUUCUACGUCCGCCGCGUAAAUAACCGAGUACUUUCUUCGGCAUUUACAGCGGAAUUGUUCUCGACCCGUCACCAUGCAGAAGCUAGCAUCGACCGCAGUCAUAAGGCGAUAUUUACUGCGUUGUAACGCGCGUAACGCGUCAAGUACAGCAAGUUUCGAUUGGGAAGACGCGUUAAAUCUCGAUCAUAAUUUAACAUCGGAAGAACGACAGUUGAAAACUUCAUUCAGAGACUUCUGUCAAAAAGCUCUUAUGCCCAGAAUUUUGAAUUCAAAUCGCAAUGGUGUGUACGAAAAAGAAGUGCUAAAAGAUAUGGCUGCUAUGGGUGCAUUAGGAUGUACUAUUGGCGAAUAUGGGUGUGUCAAAGUGUCCCAGGUCGGAUACGGUCUCAUAGCAAGAGAAGUAGAGAGAGUCGACAGUGCUUAUAGAUCGGCGCUGAGUGUUCAGUCGUCCCUUGUCAUGCACGCGAUUCACGCGUACGGCACCGACGAUCAAAAGGAACGGUAUCUACCGCAACUGGCCACUGCAGAUUUGGUCGGAAGUUUUUGUCUAACCGAGCCAAAUGCCGGCAGUGACAUAGGAACGAUGGAGAGCAAGGCCAAGUAUGAUUCCGAAACGAAAUCGUACACGCUGAACGGUGCUAAGACAUGGAUAACGAAUGCCCCGGUAGCCGACGUGUUCAUAGUUUGGGCCAGAUGCGAAGACGGACGGGUGAGAGGGUUUGUGGUGGAAAAAGGUACACCGGGGCUCACGACGGCCGUCAUACCGGGAAAACUAUCGUUAAGAGCAUCCAGUACUGGAUCGGUGUACAUGGACAACUGCGUAGUGCCCGAAGACAGUCUGCUGCCCGGUGUCGUGGGCAUGGGAGGACCAUUCGGCUGUUUGAAUCACGCCCGUUACGGAAUCGCGUGGGGAGCCUUUGGAGCCGCCGAAGCUUGCUUGUCCGUUUCCCGAUCGUACUGCUUGGACCGUAAACAAUUCGGAAAACCGUUGGCCGCCACACAGUUGAUUCAAAAAAAAUAUGCCGACAUGGUCACGGAAAUAUCUAUUGGUCUGCUGGCGUGUUUGCAAGUGGGGAGGUUGAAGGAACAAGGAUUGGCCACCCCAGAAAUGAUAUCGCUGAUAAAGAGAAAUUCUACCGGAAAGGCGUUGGACAUCGCGAGGUUGGCCAGGGACACACUUGGGGGAAACGGGAUCAGCGACGAGUACCACGUGAUUAGACAUCUGAUCAAUUUGGAAACUGUAAAUACGUACGAAGGAACUUAUGAUAUUCACGGUCUGGUAUUGGGAAGAGCGAUCACCGGGUUGCAAUCUUUCAAAUCGUAACCGAUAGUCACAAAACGACCUCACCGAGCUUAUGUGAACAAAACGAAUACGAAUUCUGCUGCAUUGCGCGUUACUACGUUACCAAACUUAAUACAUGUUAUAUUUGCGUCGUUAUAUAUGUUUAUUUAUUUCAUAAGUACUGUUUUCGAAACCACUAGAUGGUAAUCAGAAUACCGUUUGGCUUCAUUCUGGAAAUAUAUACGUGUGUAAUAAAAUAUUUUUUCUGAUUUUUGA
Molecule: messenger RNA, 1617 nt
Organism: Sipha flava (yellow sugarcane aphid)
Lineage: Eukaryota; Metazoa; Arthropoda; Insecta; Hemiptera; Aphididae
Product: glutaryl-CoA dehydrogenase, mitochondrial
Exons: 4
Coding region: 133-1383 (416 amino acids)
Biological process (GO): fatty acid beta-oxidation using acyl-CoA dehydrogenase; fatty-acyl-CoA biosynthetic process
Cellular component (GO): mitochondrial inner membrane
Molecular function (GO): flavin adenine dinucleotide binding; glutaryl-CoA dehydrogenase activity; fatty-acyl-CoA binding
Source: RefSeq, a predicted model, not a curated record